AUGGAGAUAUCUGCUACACAGACACCAUUUAUUGCUCAGUUGUUAGAUACAUCUCAAAUACGUGAAUAUGAUCAUCUGACUUAUAUUGCUGCCUGUAACUUAAAUUUUGGCAAUAGUAGUGUUGAUAUUAUCUGCUACGAUCAUUUAGAGGAUAAUUUCUCAGUUGGAAAUACUUAUAAAUAUGUAUUUCCACCUGUAGGAGGGAUACAUUGGAUGCCUAAGUAUACUGGACAAUCAGAAGAUAAAAUUAUAGCAAUAGCGUAUGAUGAUAUACAUCUCUUUAAAGAGAAUGAGUUAAUAUGUAAGUUAGCUAUAAAAAAUACAAAAAUGAGGCAUUAUAAUCUGCCAGAUUCAAGUAAGAGGACUAAUAAUCCCAAUAUAAUUGGAGUACCUGCAAUGAAUAUUACAGGAUUUCGCUUUAAUGAAUAUAAUCCAUAUGAAAUUGUCUCCUCUUUAUAUGAUGGUCGUUGUUUACUAUGGGAUAUAGAAUAUAAUGGUACUACUGUAGAUCACAAAACGAAACCUUUAGAAUAUACGUUUAAUACAAAUGCUAAUAUUAUAUUUGAUGUCGGCCACCUAAAGCAAUAUAAAUUAAUGGAUGUAUGCUAUGGCCAUACAACAAAUACAAUAUAUGUAGCUUUUAAUAAUGGAGCUGCUUUAUCUUUAGAUUUAAGAACUCCAACUAAAUAUUCAACAUCAAUUGUUUCCGAUUGUAUUCAAGGUUGGCAAGGAGGAAUUAUAUCUAGUGAAUUUACAACCUGCAAGUUAACUUAUAUUGAAGAUACUUCUUUAUUUGCAAGAGCACUACUAAAUAAGGGUAUUGUUGAUAUCUUUGAUAAUAGGAAAAGUUGUGGACCCCUAUUUUCAAUACAAUCUAAUGUGUUUAAUCAUUCAAACCUAAAAAUCUCUUCAAUAGAUUGCCUUAAAGUUUCAACAAAACCAUUAUUGACUGUAGCACGUGAAGAUAAGAUUGUCGAGUUAUUUGACAUAAAUGAGAACACAUCAAAACUAGAAAAUUACUACAAAUCUAGUAUGACAAUAUAUGGAUUUACUUCAAUUAAUCAUCCAUUAUACAAGAAUCUACUAGGUAUAGUUAGUGUAUAUGACUCAAUAAAUAAUGCAGCCUACUUAAAGAUGAUAUCAGUAUAA
Molecule: messenger RNA, 1149 nt
Organism: Cryptosporidium muris RN66
Lineage: Eukaryota; Apicomplexa; Conoidasida; Eucoccidiorida; Cryptosporidiidae
Exons: 1
Coding region: 1-1149 (382 amino acids)
Molecular function (GO): protein binding
Source: RefSeq, a predicted model, not a curated record